GGCUAGUUCAGCAGGUUCUGCUUGCGUUUCGCGUGUAAUACUCGUUGCGCUGCGCUGGUUCACUCAACCUAAACUCGACUAUUAUCUAUUAGUACCCGCGUAUGUUGUAGAUUCGAUAUACGGAGUCACGGUGUGUAGUUGAUGCCAGUUCCAGUCGGUGUGUUAGUACCGUUUCCUUCGAUAAAAUCGAUGGAAAACUGACCAAAUCCGCCCGUUUUCCGUUCUCGCUGCGGUAUCGAUGGUCGCGUCCGCGGUCACCGGAGGCGUUUUCGUGAUUCUGUGAAAUCUGUUCAAUCUGUGAUAGAGUACAGUUGGAGAUGUUCAAGAGACAGCGUUCGAAAGGGGGCUCAUCCGGGUCGCAAAACGGCGAUGUGCCCCAUUCUCCGGUGGAGAACCAGAGUGUCGCGCCAGUUGCUCAAUCGCCAGCAAGGAAUUCGCUGCAAUUUUACACGCAAUUGGCGCACGGGAGCCCUACGGCUUUCGUAUCGGGGUUUUCGAAUGUUAAGGAAUUGUACGAGAAAAUCGGGGAAUGUUUCGAUAUUCCACCGUCAGAAAUAUUAUUUUGCACAUUGAAUACCUACAAAACGGACAUGAAGAAACUAUUAGGAGGACAAAUUGGUUUAGAAGAUUUUAUAUUCGCUCACAGAAAAGGGCGACCUAAAGAAGUUGAAUUAAUUAAAUCCGAGGACGCUUUAGGGCUUACAAUUACCGAUAAUGGUGCUGGGUAUGCUUUUAUUAAGAGAAUCAAAGAAGGCUCUGUCGUUUAUAAUAUUUCGCAUAUUCAGGUCGGAGAUCACAUAGAAAAAUUGAAUGGCGAGAAUAUGGUCGGCAAGAGACACUUUGAAGUAGCGAAAGCAUUAAAAGACAUACCGAGAGGAAGUACAUUCACUAUAAGAUUGGUAGAACCAAUGAAGAGUGGUUUCGCGAACAUAGCUCCUAAAAUGACUAAAAUAAACGGCGUCAAAAAGGGCUAUGGCAGUGGCAAAGAAACCCUCAGAUUCAAAGCGACUGGUCAAGCCCAGAUUCAGCAACAAGACUCCACAAUGGACGCUGGGGUUGAUAAAAUCAACAACAUAUUAGAAUCCUUCAUGGGCAUAAAUGAUUCGGAGUUAGCGACGCAAAUAUGGGAGUUAUCCUUAGACAAGGGAAAUUCGAUGGAUUUCGCAGAGGCUAUUGACAAUUCCGAUCUAGCAGCCUUUGAAUUUAACGAUGACGUUAUUAUCGAACUUUGGGGAGCCGUUACGGACGCGAGAGACGGGAGGAUCUGAUUUAGAUGUAAAGAGAGCACGUGCCACAAAUUAAAUGUUUUAUCUUUUAAUGUUUGAAUAUUUUAUUAAUUAACAUGACAAUAGAGUGUUAAAUUUUGUCUAUGUUGGUUUG
Phyllotreta striolata is the source of this 1380-nucleotide messenger RNA. The record is from the annotation of a GenBank genome assembly. Lineage: Eukaryota; Metazoa; Arthropoda; Insecta; Coleoptera; Chrysomelidae.